Messenger RNA from Lethenteron reissneri (Far Eastern brook lamprey), 7243 nucleotides. RefSeq names its product WD repeat domain 91 (gene WDR91). Gene Ontology annotation, biological process: negative regulation of phosphatidylinositol 3-kinase/protein kinase B signal transduction; early endosome to late endosome transport. Gene Ontology annotation, molecular function: phosphatidylinositol 3-kinase inhibitor activity; protein binding. Gene Ontology annotation, cellular component: late endosome membrane; early endosome membrane. NCBI's taxonomy places the organism in Eukaryota, Metazoa, Chordata, Hyperoartia, Petromyzontiformes, Petromyzontidae. The record is from RefSeq and is a predicted model, not a curated record.
ACAGCGCCUCCAGUGGCCACAUUUGAGGCCCUCUCCGCACAAUCCGCGCUGCUGUUCGUUGUUGUUGUUUGUGGCAGCGGCGGUGGUGGUGGCGGCUCUCGUGGGGCAGCUGAUCUCCAGCUCUUCUACUAAGACGAGCUGAGCAGUCAAGAGGCUCCUCGUCUCCUCGAGUGGUGGAGGAGGAGGAGGCGGACACGUCCACAGCGGCCACGUCUCAAGAGCAAGCGGACAAGGCCCCGGUAUCCGGCUCCAUUAACCCCGUGACAACCACAACCACUCGCUCGGCUCCCUCCGCGUUGGCAACACACGGACACGAGACCGUAGAAACAGCUCGAGAGAGAGAGAAAGAGACGACAUGUCGAGCUCCGUGGAGCGUCUGGACGUGCUGGUGCGGGACUUCCUCGUGUUCCGAGGCUUCGCCGCCACCCUCCGGGCCUACGAGGCCGAGCUGCGUGGGGACCGAGACCGCGGCCUCCGUGCCGAGCGGCUCCUCGAGCAGCUGCAGCUAUGCGUGAGCUCGCUGGACCUGCAGUCACUACGCGAUCUGUGGGCUCACCUGGAGAAACGUCUCUUCUCGCGCCUCGAGCACGCGCACAUGCUCACCACGUGCAAGCUGCGCACGGGCGUGCUGCGAGCGUACGUUGCGCACAGCGUGCAAGCCGGCCGGCCUGACAAGACGCUCGAGUUCUUCCAGCGCGUGGGCCCCGAGCUGCACGGCUCCCCCGAGUGGAGGGAGUGGUUUGCUCUUCCAUUUCUGCCCAGCCCAGAGACGCAUUCCACCUUCAGCGCUUACUUCACCAAGCAGUGGAACGACACCCUCUGGCUCUCGCUACACAACUUCUUGAGCGUUCUGCUGCACACGAUGCCGGUGCCCAGCUUGUUGUGUUUCGAUUCCGAGGUGCAGAGGAGCAACAUUUUGCAAGAGGAGAACGAGGCUUUGAGGUUCAAGCUGUAUGGACAGGUUGAGGCUCAGAAACCCAGGAAACUCGCCGACGUGCCUUUCGUGCGAGCGGGCGAAGCCGACGUGGCCGUUACUGCGGAGCAGAAGUCUCGGCAGGCGUCUGGGUCCGCUCAGAAAAGCUCUUCUGUGAAGAAACAAACGACGCCCUUGCGUAAAGACGCCGCAGUGUGCGAAAGUGGGCGCAGUGGCGGUGUGCGCGACGGGCGGCAGACGGAGCGUGCGCGCCGCAAUGGGCAAUCGGAGCGGGAAUCCCGUCAGCAGCUUCUCAAGGCGUCCGCCCUCAGUGUGGAGAAACGGCCCGACUCGGAACAGAGUGCAACAGACUCUCCCAGCAAAGCAGAGGCGCAGAGUAAAGCAUCCGCCACCACCGCCGCCACCACCGCCGCCGCUUCGGGGGGAGCGCGUAUCAAUCGCGAAGAAGCCUCCCAGCAGCCCUUCCUCGUGCUCUGUCAAGAGGAGUAUUCCGAGCACCAUUCCCCCAUAAUGCACUGCAAGUUCGACGCGUCAGGGAGCCGGGUGGCGAGUGUGGAUGUGGACGGGGUGGUGAAGGUGUGGUCUUGCAGCCCAACCCCCCAGACGCACACCACGGUCAUGGCCAAGUCUCCGCUCCUGUCGCUCGAGUGGGCGACCAAGCCGCACCGUCUCCUGCUGCUUGGCAGUGGGAUCGGCAGUGUGCGCUUUUAUGACACCGACCAAAAGAAGUCCGUGGCGGACGUCACCCUCGACAUGGCAUACCCGCGCGUGCUGGCGCUUGCCUGCAGCCCCACGGGCGGGUCGUUCGUGUGCGGGGCUGCCGCUAGCGCCCACGGCAACGGGACGUCGCCUCCAGAAGCGGCCGGGGGGUCCGCCACACGGGGCCAGCUGUCUCUGUGGGACGCGAAGACGCUGCGUCAGCAACACCUGUUCACACUGGACCCUGAGCCCGUCGCCAUCACCUGCGUGUCCUUCAACCACAACGGGAACCUGCUGGUGUGCGGGGCGACCGACGGGCUGAUCCGCCUGUACGAUGUGCAGCGCUACGACUGCCUAAUGAGCUGGCGCGCGCACCAGGGCGAGGUGUGCUCGGUGGAGUUCAGCGGCGACGAGACAGGCGUGUUCAGCAUGGGCGCAGACGGAAAGUUCACGCAGUGGCACCUGCAGCGCGAGGGCGCGCGCGUGGCCGAGCUGGAGGUACACGCCGACGCGGCAGGCCCCUUCGAGGUGUGCGGCUGCAGCGGGUACAAGCAGACGCACGCGCCCCGCGGGCGGCUCUUCGCCUUCGAGCCCUCGUCGGGGCAGCACGUGCUCACGUGCUCCGCACACGGAGGCAUCGUCUACCGCCUGGAGUCGGGCUCGCUCUCGCCGUGCCUCACGCUGGGCGGGCAUCGCGCCCCUGUGGUCACCGUAGAGUGGACCACGGCUAUGGACUGCGGCAUGUGCCUCACCGCGUCAAUGGAUGGCAAGAUACGCGUGUCGACGCUGCUGGCGCAGUAGAGUGGCGCGGCCCACAUCGCAUGGUGUCGCACCCCGGCGUUACUCUCGGCACGACAACCACCUGCACGGUGAUGCGUCGCAUAACACGCCGACACGUCGCAAAGCACCACAACGAACGGCGCCACACGCCACGCCACAAUACCCAAUGUAAAACAAACAUCUCCAUAAGCAGAGCCCUUCAUGGACCGACACACUCGGCACAUCACUCUUGUCACGUUACUCACGCUCACCGCAUGCCUUGCACGCAAUAUAUGAUCAUGCGAUGCAGCUCUGUUGUCCUCGGACAGGAUAAAUCUCGGUCGGGUCAUGUUGUACAUCUGUCACGUCUUCACUGACAGCUUCUGCUUACCAAAAGCACGCGCACCAGUGCAGGGAAAUGCAGCUUGAAACGGUUUGUGUUUGUCCACAUCUGAAGAUCACACUUUGCUGCUCAUGCAGGAUAUCCAGUCAACCUGCAAUGUUUAAUUUCACAUUUACGCAAACAUUACAGUUUAAAAUUGUUAAGCCUCAAUGAAAGAUUGCUUCUUUGGUCAAUGGGCACUGGUAAUCUUUUAGGAAUGUAUUAUGAGCGUUCCUCCAUGGUUUAUUUUCUCGCUUCUUCGACAAGUUGUGAGAUUGUUAGAGUUGAAUGAUCUUUUUGAGCAGCGGUCCCCAACCUUUUUGGCACCAGGGACCGGUUUCGUGGAAGACAAUUUUUUCAUGGACCGUGGCGAGUGGGAGGGUUCAUCAUUGGGUCUUUGCCCCUUUUCAAAGAAGCUCUCCAGCGACGUUUGUUUUUUACUCAUUUUGGCUACGGGUUAGCUUGUGGGCUUACCAAAACUGUGACAGACAAGUGCGCAGUGCGGGAAAGAGGCGCGGAUGGAAGUGGUAAAUAAAAUAAUGGGCGGGCCACGCGCGGACUCGCCUCUCACCUCCUGCUGUGCGGCCCGGUUCCUAACAGGCCGCGGACCGGUACCGGUUGGGGACCCCUGUUUUAGAGGUUUUCUUUUUUUUCCCAAUGCCAACGUAUUGCCGAUCAAUUCCCCACAUUAAUACGAAACUCCUCGCCGUGCUGGGCUGGGCAUCUCGCACAGCGGGCGCCUUGGAUGUUGCCACGAGGUGGUGCCACGUAAUGUCGGUAAAUCCACAAUGGGAACAAAAUGUGAGCGUUCCCGGCCGUUGGAUGUCACCACUUCCGAGGCAAAUGAAUACGAAUCCUGUUAAGAAUUUAACACACACGUUUUCGCAGCCAAAUCGAUUCGUUAUAACAUUCUUGGUUAGGGGCUAUGUAAUGAACUGGCCACUUCUAUGUUGGGUAGUGGAUUGUCUUACGACAUAAAUCUGGUCAGAGCAUUACAUGAUUUAACCCAAAUCCGUUAAGAAUAUGUUAGAAAUAAUAGACACUAUUAAAUCCUUGUUCAAGGUUUUCAAUUUUCUUACACUCCUUUGGGAACAUUGGCCAUUUUAAUAGCAUUUUCACCGCACCUCUGAUUAGCACGGUGCGCAAGAAGUUCGAGAUACAUACAUUUUACAGACAGCAUUUGAGUUGUGUACGCAGUCACGUUUCACAGUAUCGAUGUUUGCCUGCCUACGCGUAUUAAAAAGCGCUUAGCAUUACGCUGAACGGAGGCGGUUCAGCACGGGGCGUGACUGCAGGGAAAUAGGAACAGGGCCCGGGAAUGAAAUGAGAGGCGUCCAUUGAUCCGCUCCGAUUUGACAUCCUCCUGCUUGGCCCACUAGUCACGCGACGGACCCGUCUCACCCUUCGGGAAACGGGAGGAGGAUGUGACAUCGCUGCUUCGUCUGAACUCGUUAACCCAGCGACCCCACACCCUACAGUGCAAAUGCUUUGCGGUUGUGCAGUGAAGUCACUCCUGUGUGAUGGAUGCAUCUGUGUCGAACAAACGGGCCGGAACAAGAAAACCCACAUGCAUAUGAAUUGGGCAUUUGUGCCUACGAUUGAAGCUGCGGAGCACAGCGUUGUGCGAAUGCUUGGCGCAACGUUCCCGUGUUUCGCAAAUGGAUAUGAUACACCCGUACGUGUUAGAAACGUGCUCCGCGUGACACGCAUGACGGUUGGUACACAGGAUGUUCAAGCAGAACAAUACCCACACGUAGAUAACCCAUGGGCGCACUGCUAUUGUGCAUCGUAUAGCAAUGUAACAGCUAUUAUAUUUAUAUUUAGGGUCGACCAUAAGUGUUAAAUACUGCAUCGAUGUCUUUGUUUUUGCUUUAUCUCAAAAGCCGUUUAUCGCCACACUGUUCACACAGUCAUGCACACGAUGCAUAUAACGUUGAACUGCCAUGAGCUUAUGUUGACUGGUGUAUACAAUGGAGAAUUUGAGUUAAUUUACAAUUUAUUAGCCUCGUCUAUCUUUGUGAGUAUUAUUGCAUAAUAGUUUCCAAAUGUAAAUGUUUUAAGUGCACUUUUACUGACGCAGUUACUGAGCACAGGCCCAGAGGUCCAAAACGUCAAGCGGGCAGCAACAAACGUGCACUGUCAAAGUUGUUAAGAGAAGUGUACGCGUUUCUUUUCCAAGGUGAACUCAAAAGUUGAGCAGUGAAAGAGAGGUAAGCGGAGAGAGAGCGAGAAGUGUUGUGGUGACCUGCGGUGUGGUGGUUGAACACCAUGUGGAUGAGACAGCACUUAUUGAAGUCGGUGACAAUCUUGGUACGAAAGGCGUCACGCGGAUGGGCCACAGAUCCCUAAUUCAGGGCAAUGCUUUGCCUCUCUGCCUCCUUCACCUUGGACUGUGAUUAUGUUACAAACCCUCGCACACCUUGGAUUAUUUCAGUGUGCUAGUUAAGACUAAGAUGACCGUAGUUGUGUUUGUACUUCAUGAGACCAUACGCACAAGGUUUUUACUCUUCAUUCUCAAGUUUCACGUUGAUUUUGUAUAAUCAGGUGAGAACUAAAGAGACCAUGUUGGUUUCCUGUGCUAGAGUGACCCGGGUCACCAAAAUUACAAAAACCAGAACAUUAAAACAAAAAAUAACAACAAACUAAAUAGAAAUUGGGGCAGAAACAAUGGCAUUCAGAUUAGAGCAAAAACAACCAUUUUACGAAAGAAAUUGAAAACGGUGCACAAACAAUAUUAAAUUUCGAGUAGUAAGUUGUCUUGUGCAACUGAAUUUUAAAAGCAAUUCAAAGUAAAAUGAAGUUACAGGAACAUAAAUAUGAAUUUUGGGUGAAUCGUGCUCUCGUGUGUAAAGAGACAAGGAUGUGAAUCCCCAUGCCAUGCAACGCCACCUCGCCAGUCCACACCACGACUCAGAUCUUGUCUCUGCUCACGAUGCGUGCUUUUAUAGUUGCCACACUUAAAAUGUUUUUCAGACUUGAGGUUUCUCUGCGAUAAUAUUUGACAUUUGAAAGGAUGCCAUGAUCAUGGGACCAGUAUACAGCAUUUGGUGUGGGUAGUGAAUGAUGGAUUCAGUUAUUUGGGUGAUAAGUGGCAUUCUGUUCUUUAUUAUGUGCAUUACAAUAUUUUUCUCACACAAUAGUUCGGAGCAGCGUCAUAAAUGCAAUUGCUUAAAACGUUUGCCGAGCCCACACCAUUGUUAAAUGUCAAUAGCCAUUUGUUUCACCCUGGAAUAGACUAAAACGAUGGCAAUGGCAUGUGGACUCAACUCAUCAUAAGAAGUUCAAAUCCUGGUUGGGGGGUAGACUGGGCCAUUCAUCCCUCUCGGGGCCGUAGAUUGAGCAGCACUUUGUAGGGAAUGAGCAGCGCUUGUCUCGGGGAAAGUGACUUUUUCACCACGGGGCUCGGGGGCCACCAGUGGAGGCGAGGGGAAUCGUCCUCCCCACUCGCAGUUUUUAGCAGAGAGACACUUUGACCUUGAAUACUAAGAAUCGUGUGUGUGUGUAUAGCAUGGUGCAAUCUCGGCUUCAGGAUACAUCAUGUAAGUUGUGCACACUCUUUGACAUGCACCACCUCCCACACCCCUUAAUAAUAGUUUUCUGUUUCAUAAUUUUGUCUCUGUGCACGGUAACCGUUUUCGGAUUCCAAUCAGCUUUGGGUAUCCUGCUUGGUACGAAUGUCAUUAGGAGGCCACAGUCGUCCGCUGCCACCGAGCUUUGUAUUUGUCACUCGGCCUCCUCCCUGGUCGUAUGGCCCCUGGGUGAAAAUAAUAAUGAUGUGUCUUCACAUCAUCACGGAAGUAUCUGGGAUGUACACGCAAAUAAGCAUUAAUAAUAACAACAUUGUUAAUUAUUUACAUCCCUGGGUAUUUGAACAAUCUUAAAAAAAUGUGUUUCAUUACCACCACGGGGGGAAGGUGGUGGAAUACAGAUUCACUGGAGUGCACGGUCAAAAACAACGAAUCCCGCAUGGAGGCACGGCCUCUGUGUGUGUGUGUGUGUGCACACGUGGAAACAGCACGCCAUUUGGGUGCUUGCAGGGGUUACCAGUCCCAAAUUAGGAACCAGAUGGUGGCUGACAAAAGUUUUCUCAUUACCUUAUGUGAAGAGGGAUAGGAGUGAUCUACUGGUCUGUCUGCAUAUAAUUAAGUUUCAGAAAUUAAUAAUUAUGCUUUUUAAUGUAAUGCAAUACGUGUCUGAGCAGGAAGCCCAAAAUGCCAAUCACAUAAGUAUUGGAAAGUUAAUGGUUUUUCUUUAAUUGUUUUCUUCUAUUUUUGUUGAGGUUAUUCCGGUAUUGCACAUAUAAUUAGUUGGUGGAGGCCUUCGGAGAGUGAUGCUGUGCAUACGAAUUAACGUAAGUUGUAUGUGCACUCUGCUACGUUUGGUGCGUUACCUUUUGAGUCAAUAAAUAUUGAAAUAAGCCAUGCGCUAUCCUCUUUGGUUCUUUCGGUAAAGUCGCGUAGGUAGAAAAU